UCCAUCUCCGGUUCUCCAUCUCCGCCUCGAUUCUCCAUCUCCGCCUUGAUUCUCCAUCUCUGAUUCUCCAUCUCCUCCUCGAUUCUCCAUCACUCUCCUUCAUCGCCGCUUCUCCCAGCUCCGAUUCAACUCCUGUUCUACAUCUCUUAGGUGAAUUAAGAUGGGACGGGCAAAGCAGACUAAACGUGGAAGGAGACAAGCAAAGAAGUCAAAAAAGGCAGAUGAUGACGAAGUUGAGUUCGUUUGUACUAUCCAAACACAUGAAGAAGAACAUGAAGAGGAACGUGGGCAGCAACAGGAACAGGAAGAGGAACAUGUGGAGGAACGAGAACCGGAAGAGGAACAUGAGGAGGAACAACAACAGGAAGAGGAGCGUCCACCAGAGCAACAUAAUGGCGACGAGCCUGAAGGUGAGAUAGAACAUACUCAAGAGGCUGAAGGUGGAACCUCCCGUAAGAGAAAGCGUGGUCCAACAAUGAUGAGAGACCUAGCCAAAGAUCCAAAUACCAGAGUUCAUGUCGAUUUCACUUUUAUGGGAGAAGCUUAUGGUCCUGGUUCAGUCAAGCUAUCUUCAUAUUUGGGUCCGUUGGUAAGGGAGCACGUGCCUGUUACAGUUGAAAAUUGGAAAAAAAUUACUGAAGAAGUGAAGACAGUGCUUUGGAAAUCAGUCCAGGCAAGGUUUGAACUUGAUGAGGACCACCAAAGGGUUGCAGUUCUUAAGCAGAUGGGAGCCUUGUGGAGAUCAUCCAAGUCACGUCUUGUUACCCAAAUCAAUGAAGCUGAAAAUAACCAACAAAGGAUGAAUCUCAGACCUAAGAAUGUUCAUCCAAUUGAGUGGCGCAAAUUUGUGAAGCUAAAAACAAGCCAAGAAUUCAAGGUUCUGAGUGAUAGCUACAAAGAGAGGAGAAGCAAACAGAUUCCUCACACUUGUAGUAGAAAGGGAAUGGUUAGACUAGCAGAAGAGAUGAAAAAUAGUUCUGAAGACAAAUCUGAAGUGUCGAGACUUAAAGUCUGGGUGAGGUCACGUACAAGAAAAGAUGGAACUCCCAUCAACACAAAUGCUGCCGAGAAGAUUCAAAAGGCAGCUGAGAUUGUUAAGGGUGGUAGUCAGAGUGGAAAAAAUCUGGAUGAAGAUACGCUCAUCCAGGUCUUAGGACCUGAUAAUCCUGGUCGUAUGAGAGCAAUGGGGAGGAAUAUUAGUAAGACGAAAUUAGCUUGCUUCAAUGUCAACCAGAAGUCAAUUUCUGAAAUGCAACAGACACAAAUUCAUCUUAUGCAAAAGGUUGAUGAACUACAGUCUGAACUUGCGAAAGUAAAAAACCAGGUUAGUUACAUCUCCAAGAAUACAUCUCCAAGUGCUUAUCACAUAAUAAUAAGCUUUGUGUUGGGUUUAUGUUACAGAGAGAUGACAAUGAAGUGGGGGAAAACUCGGCUGCAAGAGUAAGCAAUUUAUAUGAGAUCAAUGGCAUUUUUUUCUACUUUACACUACUCUUAUACUUUAACAACUGAACAUUUAACAGAGUGUGAACAAGAUACCACAAAAGAAGUGUCUUCUCAUUGACUGGGCUGAUGAAGAUGGAAACGUUGCUGAGGGUCGUAUCAUUUCUUCUGACCCUGAAGACAUAGUGAAUGACAGUCGAUUAGGUCCUAAUGAUGUUAAAGUCUUGGUUGAUGAAGCUACUGAACCUGAAGCAUUCCUCUGGAGACCUGCGACUAACAUGUGCACAAUUAAGGAAGCUGUUGGUCAUAUUAUUGCAUGGCCGAAGAAAAAAUGCGUGGAACUAGGUCUGGGGCUUGAACAUGAAGACAUUGCACCACUGGGCUCAAGAGCAAAUUCUCUCAACAAAUGCAAACUUCUGGAUUUGUCUGAUGAUAGUGUAGUUGUUGGUGAAGGGCGUUGGCAGACAAAAGAACCAAAAGCAUUGGUUAAUGGACUUCCUCUAGGACCUAAAGCAGUUAAAGUAUUCUUGGAUGUUGUACAUGAGCAUGGAACAUAUUUAUGGAGGCCUACGAUGGAUCAUUCCUACCUGGAGGACUGCUUACAUUCUUUUAUGUCAUGGCCUGCUAGCAAAGUUGUCUUUGACAAUCCACCAGAAGCAACAAGAGGACAAUCUCCUACGGGUAUGAAAGUUACAUCGGUUGGUUAUAAAUCGCCUACUGAUACAAGUGGUAGAAAAGGUGCAAAAUCAGGAGCAACAACAUCAAUUCAUACUGACGAGUCUCCUGCAACUGAUCAGUGUCAGCUUAAGCAUGGAUCUCAGACAAUGAAACAGAAUCAGAAGUGCAAAUUGAUGGACAUUGGUGAGAGGAAACAAGUUGUUGCUGAAGGUCGUAUCCAUUCAACAGACCCAACUCAACUGGUCCACUUUGUGCGCUUGGGUCCAAAAGCAGCUAGAGUGUGGGUAGAUGCAGUGCUCGUAGAUGAUGCCGAAGUUUGGAGGAAAUCAGAUGAAAUAGAGAGUUUGAAAGAUGCACACGGUUCAUCAAUUGCAUGGCCAAUUGAUAAAUUGGUCAUAUUUUAAGCUGCUGUAAGUAUUCUGUUUUGUGUGUUUAAACCUGCAUAUGUAAUUGCAUAACUGAUCAGAGUUUUCAUUGUUGCAGCAGCUGAGGGAAUGAAGAACUUAGGUCCAGAUUUAGCUAGUGUUUAAGCUAGGCUAAUGAACUUGAUGUAUGAUAUUAUUGCUUAUGACUUUGGUUUGUGUUUUAGAACUGCAUCAGUAACACUUAUGUGUAAUGACUUAUGUAUGUCAAACUUAUUUUAUGAUUGUGUUAGUUUGUUAUGAAGUUUCUGCUUUUUUUAUUACAAAUUUUCGAAAAUGCAAAUUCAUAGCUCGUGGA
Brassica napus (rape) is the source of this 2838-nucleotide messenger RNA. RefSeq names its product X-linked retinitis pigmentosa GTPase regulator-interacting protein 1-like. Lineage: Eukaryota; Viridiplantae; Streptophyta; Magnoliopsida; Brassicales; Brassicaceae. The record is from RefSeq and is a predicted model, not a curated record. The coding region runs from base 161 to 1444 and encodes 427 amino acids. The transcript is spliced from 8 exons.